Molecule: messenger RNA, 3514 nt
Organism: Sinocyclocheilus grahami
Lineage: Eukaryota; Metazoa; Chordata; Actinopteri; Cypriniformes; Cyprinidae
Product: caspase recruitment domain-containing protein 9-like
Exons: 14
Coding region: 1847-3352 (501 amino acids)
Biological process (GO): positive regulation of canonical NF-kappaB signal transduction; regulation of apoptotic process
Cellular component (GO): cytoplasm
Molecular function (GO): CARD domain binding
Source: RefSeq, a predicted model, not a curated record
AUUGUGGCUCCAUCGCCUCCGAUUGUGUCUCCAUCGCCUCCGAUUGUGUCUCCAUCAGCUCGGGUUGUGGCUCCACCAUCUCAGAUUGCGGCACCAUCAGCUCGAAUUGCAACUCCAUCAGUUCAGAUUGUGGCUCCAUCAGCUCGGGUUGUGGCUCAACCACCUCAGAUUGUGGCUCCACCACCUCGGACUGUGGCUCCAUCAGCUUGGGUUGUGGCUCAACCACCUCAGAUUGCGGCUCCAUCAGCUCGAAUUGCAGCUCCAUCAGUUCAGAAUGUGGCUCCACCACCUCGGACUGUGGCUCCAUCAGCUCGGAUUGUGGCUCCAUCAGAAAUACCUCAAAUCAGAACAUUAAGUGAACCAUUGCUCCCUAUUCCUGACAUUCCCUCUGAUGUUGUUAGCUUUAAUCCUCACUUGAUAUUCCCUGAGCAGUCACCUGAAGUAGAUGACUGGAUGAAUGGAAAAGGUGGAAUUCCACUAACUCAUUUAGAGAUGUCUUUGCCUUACCUUCCGCCAUCUGCCACCAGCAUCAAAACACUGACUUCUUUGCUCAAAGUUAAACAAUCUCUGCUUGCAGCUGCAGUGAAUAUCUUGCCAGUUGAGUAUCAAAACUAUAGAGAGGAAGAAGCUCAAGUAGCUGCCAUCCGCAAAAUGAUUGCCGAAAGGUUUGCCUCAAAUCCAGCGUACCAGCUUUUGAAGGCUCGUUUCUUGUCGUGCUUUACUUUACCAGCCCUUUUGGCCACUAUAAACCCUUCUGUGAAAUAUGAGUUGCCCACAGAUAACAAUGGUGAUGAAGAUGAGGUCUUGUUAUUACAAAAGAUUAAAAAAAGGAUUCGGCCACCAGCUGCAGGGAUUGAGCUUAACACAAAUGAAAAUGAAGCAUCAGCAAAACAGUUCUCAGGAAUCAGUACAAAAAGGCAAAGGAGUCGACACUGAGUUACAUAAGAUUCAUCAUCUGAAUGAGUACCAGUAACUUCAGAUUUGGUACAGUUCACGAUUCCUGUAGAAAUGUGUACCACUAAAAAAAAAAUCAAAAUUGCAGUUAAAGGGACCAGUCAGAUAUUCAUUGCUCUAAUUUUGUUUACUCCAUCCAUACGUUUUAAGGACAUUCAGUAUGUGUCCUGACAAUUUUUUGGAAAUAAAAUUAUAAAUAAACAAGACUCGGUAAGGUUGCACUGAGCUACUAUUAAAUUAUUAUAUACUUUCGUUACUGCUUUUUGAAUAUUCUGUAGAAAUGUUAAAUGUUUUGUCAUUGUUUGUUUUUGUGCAUUUAUAUUAUAAGCAUUUGUAUUUUGUUAUGCUUUUAUAUUAUGUGAUCAUAAUGUGCAACCCACACCUGAAUCUAGAAGUUUGUGAACUUUUAAAAAAAAUCAUGAAUUUAUAAUAAAUUAUUUUGUACAUUCAAUACCACUUAAUAAAAGUACAUAAUUUCUUGGGUUUUUAAACCAAACUCAUUUCACAUGAGAUGAGAACAUCCUUAAUAGAAGCUGUUGUAUUUUACAUGAAGCUGAAAGCCUUGCAAGGGAAUGCCACAAGUUGAGAUCACAGAGACACUGAAUAUAUUAAUAACGGUUGACUAUAUAUUUUCUUCAGAAAAGUAUGUACUCAUUAUGUAGUCAUCCUGCAACCAAAUACCACAGAAAGUGUGUUGCAGCUCAACAAUGUAUUGUGAAAUUGAAAAAAACUGCAACGACAGCUGGAAAAAGGGAACUUAUGUCACCACUCAGCUCAGUGAACUUCAUUUCCUUUUUGAGUUUACAGACGAGCUGAAUGUGUAAUGCGCAUUUAGCCUUAAAACUGGCAACCAAACAACUAUUUUCAAGCUAACAAAGAGCUAGUGUCAGUCAUGUUUGAUGGCCCAGGGGGUUUUGAGGUGGAGGAGGAUGAUGAGUGCUGGGCACGGCUGGAAGACUACAGAAUGAUUCUCAUCAAGACCAUUGAGCCCUCAAGGAUAACACCUUAUCUGAGACAGUGUAAAGUGCUGAGCAGUGAGGACGAAGAACAGAUCUACAAUGACCCCAGUCUGGUUAUCAGGCGUAGAAAAGUUGGAGUGCUGCUGGACAUAUUACAAAGAACUGGCCUCAAAGGAUAUGAGGCAUUUCUAGAGAGUUUGGAGCUAGACUACCCAGAUGUGUACCGCAAAAUCACCGGCAAAGAGCCUGCUAGGGUCUUCUCCGUACUUAUUGACACGGCCGGUGAAUGUGGCCUCACUCAGUUCCUCAUGAGCGAGGUCUCUCGCCUACAGAAGCUCGCACAGGACGAACGGAGGAUGCGACUCGAAGUGUCUGCGCAGGCGGCGGAGCAGCUAGACACCAUCCGCCAGCUGCAGCUGUGUGAGAGCGAGCUGCACAAACAGCAGGACCGCGUGCAGCGCAUCCGAGAGGAGCGCGAGCGCAUGUGCGAGGAGGCGCGUAAACUGAGAGACGAGAAUUACCGACUGAUGCACGACCUGACCCGACUGAGUGAGGACAAGAACUGCGCACUCAUGUGUAACAGAGACCUCCAGCUCGAGAUUGAGAAAUUGAAACACAACUUAAUGAAUGCAGAAAGUGACUCGAAGAUCCAACGGAAAAAAACAAUAACCUUGAAGAAUGCGAUGGAGCAGAGGCCAAGUCCUGAGCUGAUCUGGCAGAUGCAGAGAGAAAAUGACCUCCUUACAGCUCGCAUACAGGAGCUGGAAAGUGCUUCCAAGGUAAAUCAGGAAAAAGAUUACUUGGGUUGUUACCGACAUCUGUAUCGAGAGGAGAAGGAUGAGUUAGAACUGAAGUGCAUAAUGCUAAAAAAGGACUCGAAAAUGUACCGUGACCGAAUGGAAGACAUUCUGAAGCAGCUGGAAGAAGUCAUCAAAGAAAGAGACAAGGCUAUUUGUACAAGAGAGGAGUACCAUUUGGAGAACUCAAAAAAUCUCCAAGACAAAGACCAGUACCGCAAACAGAUCCGGGAGAUGGGAGAGCGUUAUGAUGAACUUCAAGUCCAUUUGUUUCGAACUCAAGGAGACGUUCUUGCUCUUCAGUCAAAGCUUCGCAAACAGAAAAACCCAAUUCAAAUGAACUCAGAAGAAAGCUCCUUGCUGAGUUCAUUUGAGAUGAAAAGUCAGACUAGUGAGGAGGAGUCCAGGGAAAGGGGUGAAAAGGAUAUGAGUGAAGGGUCACAGAGCCAGACAUCUGGAGAGUACAAUUAUUCAGAGAGGAUGUUCUCUGAGGAGGGCAUAUCAGCUAACUGCAGACUUAAAGGAAAAUGCAACUUUCACUAUAGGAGGAAACGUGCUUUAAGAACCAAAAAAUUCACAGACAAAGAGAGUGUGCAGUGCAUACUGGACAACACUACUGGGAGUGAUACGGACGGGAUGUGACAUACAGCUUUGGACAAGGAGACGAAAUGUGGCCUUUGAAGGCAUAUUAAAAUGUUCUGCAUCCAGUGACCCAUAAAACCUGAUUAACAUCAUAUCAAUAUCAUAGUGUUCACUGUUAAAGUAUGUCCAGUCAAUCACUUGUCAUGAGUCUGAUCUGACAAU